Punctularia strigosozonata HHB-11173 SS5 is the source of this 2391-nucleotide messenger RNA. RefSeq lists its product as uncharacterized. The record is from RefSeq and is a predicted model, not a curated record. The coding region runs from base 1 to 2391 and encodes 796 amino acids. NCBI's taxonomy places the organism in Eukaryota, Fungi, Basidiomycota, Agaricomycetes, Corticiales, Punctulariaceae. The transcript has 14 exons.
AUGAAACCCAAGCCAACAGGCCGCGCCCGACGUGCAUAUAGCGUCAUCGACGAAAUGGGCUUGAGUCAACGGAAGGAAGAAUACAACCAGAUCAUGCUUGGGAUCAGGACGGCUAGCAGACGAUUGCUGGACAUAACUCAAACAUACGGAAAACAAGACCGUCACAACAUCGAGAAGAUGAAGCUCGAGCUGAGGCAUCAAUUUCCGAUUCUCAAGAAUUUUGAAGAUACGUGGCCCGUGGACGAUUUGGCCAAGCAAGCGCUGGAGAACGACAGGGCUCAACAGCGCAAGGUUACAUCCACGCGAAAGCAGCCGGAGGUGUAUGAGGAUGAACAUAGCGCGUCCAGCUCUGAUGCGCUGAGGCCGCAACGCAAGAAACAACGAGCCGUAGGAGUUUCCCAUGCGAAUCGCCGUGCUAACUGGAAGUCACGAUUCCCUUGCCGUCAGGUUCGCACAACCACAAGGGAUCAAGCCCGCGCAGAUAGCAGCAAUGUGGACGCCACGAUCUCGGCUCCGGAUCCGGAUACAGGGAACGGGCCAGUCGUUUUCGAUGCUGCCCCGCAGGUCCUGAGCGUCGAGGACGAAUCCCCGAGAUCAGGCUCUGCUGUUUCACGUCAAGCCAGCCCGUUUCCCGAUUCCGACACUCCCGAGAAAUACUAUGUUCCCGUCUUACCAUCGGAUCCAGGCCCAAAUGCCUCCUCUGAUUUCUGGUCGCGAGUUACCUUUGAGGUCAAAGAGAACCGGCCCUAUACGGAUAGCCUGAAGUUAUCCCGAAUGCUCCUCCUAUCGGGCGUAGACGCCGGCUUCUAUUCCUCGCCGUUGGUCGCGAAGUGGGUCGCGGAUUGGAUCGAGUCAUUGUGCAAGCAUUCCAGAAUACUUCAAGCAUGGGAUGUGACGUUUUUGCUGCAUAUCACCACACACUGCAUCGAUAUCAUCCGCCCACAUGCUGAUGCUGUGUUUGAUGUUAUUGAGAAGACGGCUUCAGCAGACCAGCUACAAUUGCAGCAAUAUGAAUAUAAGGAAAAUGAAUACUCUGACAGCUGUGUCGGCAACCUCGAGAACUGCAUUUACUACGUCGACAGGCUAUUUGAUCUAGUCACGAAAUUUGCUGCACAAUUUCCUGACACGCAUCAAGAGGCAAAAAGAAAGCUUGUCAUAGCACUUAUGACGGCACAUGCGAACGUGAUAUCCUUGAUUCCAUCGAACUACGAAUGCAAGGGUCAAGAUGAUCUAUCACAUCGGCACUGCGAGGCUGUCACCGAAACGCUGCUCAGUAAUCUGGACCUCACCAAGUGGACACAUUUACUCCGGGAAGUGAUAAUACGGCCUGGGGAUGGCCGAACUUCACUCGUAGAUCACUGGGCACCGCGUGUUCUGGAGCACGCCCUCUCCUUUUUCUCCAAGGAUAUGAUUAUAGAAGAAGUUCACAACACACUGGAAUACAUGGAGCGAAUGCAUGCUACCGGGGCCAAGUACAUCGCCUGGAAUAGCAAGAUGAUUUCUUCUGACUGCCUGGAGGAUAUCGCGUCAAUCAUAUGUUUGAAAUACGAGAAAGGUGGCUCUGACUGCGGGGACCUUUGGAGUCUAGCACUUAUAUGCCGAAGAACGGACGAGGCCCAUGGCGACACGAAACACGGGAUGAAGUGUCUAUCAAGCAUCCGUAGUUCAUCUCCGAGUCAAUCACCCACUAAGGACUAUCAGGCCGCCUUCUCUGAAGUCGACGUCGAUGAACUCCAUGAAAUUGUCGACUAUCUGGAAGAUGAUGUUCGUGAAUUGCCCGAGUUUGUGAUACACGGCGUGGUAAAACACUGUCUGGAUAAGGAUGCCCUAGAGUAUUUACACAAGGAUGAUCUUCUCGAACUUUUUGCGUUAUUCCUGGCACACACAAGCGUCGAUCUUUCCUAUGCUUACGCCGAUAUUCUGAACAUAGUAGACCAUCACGUCGGGUGGUUGAAACUACGAGCAUUAGUUAUUGCUCAGAUGCUUCAGCGGGAAAACUUAGAAGAUGCAGACUACGGAAAGGCAAUUUUCAAACUAGGGGAGAUAUCAAAGCGGGAUCAAUAUGCAGUUGAAAUCGCCGUGCCGGCCCUCAUACGUAUUUGUGAGAGCAGCGACGCGCGAGCCCGUCAGCACAUCCCGUACAUGUUGCAUCUCUUCGCGGAGGUCCUCCGACAGUCCCAGAAUCAGUCGGGGACCACACGCGGAAGAGAUGUCGACUACGAAGGCACGAUCAGUGCUCUCCGAAGCUUCAUACAGGGCCCUGCAACUCAUAUAUUCGGCCUUGAGAUGCUUAACGCCUAUGGUCUCUUCUCGUACCCAGCUAUUACGGCCCACGGAAACACGGUUGUGCACCAGGAUUUGUUCACCGCAGCCUCUGUUUGGGGGGUCUGA